Molecule: messenger RNA, 4780 nt
Organism: Saccoglossus kowalevskii
Lineage: Eukaryota; Metazoa; Hemichordata; Enteropneusta; Harrimaniidae
Product: ralBP1-associated Eps domain-containing protein 1-like
Biological process (GO): endosomal transport; endocytosis
Cellular component (GO): cytoplasm; plasma membrane
Molecular function (GO): calcium ion binding; protein binding
Source: RefSeq, a predicted model, not a curated record
UAAAAAUCAAGAUGGCGGCCAUUAUGUACUUCGCUGGGCUCGCCGUUCCAGAUUGGCGAUACGUUUAAUAUUCUCUAUAUCGUCUCGCGAUUUUACGAUGUCUACAUGGACAUUCUAGUUUCUGUCAUUCUAGUGUGUGCUCACUGACUGUGUGUUUUUGUCAAAUUCACAAUGGAGGGACUAAAACUCAGUCCCGCUGAACAGCAACUCUUCGCUGAAUGGUUCAACUCGUGUGAUGUCGAAAACACGGGUAAAGUUAUUCCAGCACGAGCGUACGAUUUAUUCAUUACUUCACAGCUUUCACGAGAAAUAUUGAACAAGAUUAGUGAAGCAUGUGGUGCCACUAGGACCGGUCAUUUUGGCCGAAGUCAAUUUUACAUAGCAUUAAAGUUAGUAGCAGCCGUACAGAGUGGCUUACCUCCAAGGCUGGACAGUUUGAACUCAGGAAUGAAAAUACCUUUGCCAAAGUUAAAACAUACACCGACAAAACAAGACCAAGUAACAGAUAGAAAGAGAACCCAGUUUAGCAGUCCCGGAUUUACUCAUACAAACGAUGAUUAUACAUUACUGGACAAACAAAGUGAAAGGCCUAAUCCUGUACAACAACCACAGGUUGCUUCUUUGCCGCCUCCUCCAAGCAAAGAAAACAUUCGAACUGGUCAAGUUGUAUUCACCAGACAAAGGAGUGGUAGUGCUGCUUCCUCCAGUAGUAACUCUAGUAAUUCCUCCUCUCCAGCAAGCUCACAACCAUCCUCCCCACCGGACUCACCCAUGCUACAUCAUAGUCUAGAAAAACAAAAAAGUUUACCAAUCAUGGGCAGGCAUAGCCAAGGAGUUCAAAAUGAAGCUUUUGAAGAAGGAAGUUUUAAAGAAAAAGGUUGGGCGUCGUUUGAGACUGACACUGAUGAACUUGUUCCCAGUGAACAAUAUGAAACUGUGGUGCAGCAACAGACUGCUGCAGGACCACCACAUCAUCAACAAGUGUCACCACAGAUGAUGCAACAGCAGUCCUCUUCUGUUGCUCCACAUCAACACCAUGACCCUACUACGGUGUCUCCUCUCAUGAUGCAGCAAACAGCAGCAGCACAGCAACAUCAACCUGGUGUAGUGUCACCACAUAUGCUGAUACAGCAACAGCAUGGACUUGGACAAACUGCAGCUGCGACUGUUGUCACUCAGCAACAGGCAGCAUUACUUCAACAGCAGCAACAAGUUGCAGCCAUGCAACAGCAACAGCAGCAACAGAAUAUGACUCCACAGCAACAAGCUUCCGCUGCAACAGCAUUAGCACAGCAGCAAGCAAUUCUGCAACAACUGCAGCUAGCAUUGGCGCAGCAACAGAUAUUUGUGGGAGUAGGACAGCAACAUAUUCAGUUAGUUGAGCAAGCUGUUAUGCAUCAACAAACGCAUGAACAUUGUAAUGAUGAUGUGUGGAAAGUUACUGAGGAGCAAAGAGAAUAUUACACAAACCAAUUUAAAGCAUUACAACCAGAUAUUACAGGACUCAUUCAAGGUGUGACAGCGAGGGAGUUUUUUCAGAAAUCAAAGUUGUCUUUACCAGAACUCUCUCACAUAUGGCAGUUAUCAGAUGUGAAUAAAGAUGGUGCUCUUUCACUUGAAGAAUUUAUUACAGCCAUGCAUUUAGUAGUAUUACGUAAACAUGAUAUUGAAUUACCAGAUAUACUGCCCUCAUGUCUAGUACCAAAUAUCGGACCAAGGACUGAAGCUGAUCCAUUUACUAGUGCUCCUUGUCCGACUACACCUUCAAACUCUCCGGCUACCAAGGCAUCACCUCCUGCACAGUGGGUAGAUCCGGAUCCACAACAGCCUCAACCACAGCCACAACAACCGCAGCUACAGCAGGGUGAGCAGUGGGCUACAUUUUCAGAUCACGGUUCCCCGCCUGCAUUGCCACCGUCCCCAUCAUCACAAUCACCGGCUAAUUUUGACUUUGCAUCCAUAUCACCUGAUCCUGAAGGGAGAAUAGUUCAACCAAUCCCAUUAAGAAUGUCACCAGAGGCUCAACAUUUAUCACAGGAGUAUGCUGACAAGGAAGCGGCUUUGAGACCACGCACAUUCUCAGAUCCUGGUACAGGUGGUAUGAUGUAUGAUAAUAACGGUCUUUCUGAAGAUAUCCCGGCUCCAUCACUGGUCAAACAGAGAUCGUAUACGGAUGUUGAUAGACCUGAUGCAGUCACAGAUCAACAAAAACCAGCUAAGCUUCCUCCACCACCACCACCAUCUAAAGACAAACGAGUCAUAGCUACAACGUCAGCAGGUACAACAGUCACUCUUCAACAUCAUCAGCUACUGCAAAAAGCUGUUCUAUCUCCGGCACAAAAACAUGCCCUUCCUCCGCCUCCCCAGCUUGUGCCUUCAUCAGUUGCAGCGCCUGGCAACCAGCCUAGUUCAAAGAAAGCUGCUCAUACCCAUAUUAUAUCGAGAUCCAGACCCAGCAUGGAGAAAAGAAAUAGAUCAUUCUCUGGUGCGGCUGUGUUACGCAGACAAGCUGUCUCAGUAGAUGUGCCACCCACAGAAACCACAGAUUUGCAGCACGACAUCCAGCCCAAGACAUCACCAGAAAUAACACCAGCAGUGGAGAAUGGAUAUGACAAGUCGUUGACUCAGAGGUUGGACCCCCCUCCUCCACCCCCUCGGAGGAAACUGAGACAUGUCCGGUCUUCAUCUCUUGAUCUUAGCAAAUUGUCAUUAGAAGGAGGGGAAGCGCUUCCUGUUGGCAGUUCUAGUCCAGAGAAGAUAUCCCCUGUGUUGUCAAGACCUACAAUACCACCUCGUACCUCAUCGGUUGGUAAAGGUCAGCUUAAGGCACAACUUAGUGAGCCAUCGAUGGCUAAUGAGGCCGAGUCAGGCAGUGGUGAUCAGCCUUCACAAGAUAAUUUUGCAGAUUUUAGUAAAUUUGAUAGAGUUACUGCAGAUUCACCCAAAGUAGAACACAAGCCUUCUCCAGAUAUGGCACAUAGAAGAGCUUUAUCAUUGGAUUAUAGGAAAAUUAAAUCGCUAGAAGACUAUACAAGACCAGCACCACCCCCACGACCUGUUGAACCCGCAAAAGGUACAGUUGAGGGCAGUAGUCCAGAGGUCAAAAGUCAAACUACCAAAAGAAAGGCACCAUCUCCACCAUCAGUUGAUAGAGGGCGACAUUUGUCUGGAGAUGAAUUGCAGUCUGACAAUAAAGAAGAUUUUAGCAAAGAAAGGAAACGACAUGCUUCUGCACCGCCAGUAUCUGUUACCCAAUUACUUUCUGGAAAACGAGACAAAAAGACGAUACAAGUUUCAAUUAGAAAUGCUAAAGAAAGGAAUAGAACGCUAUCAAGGGUUAACGGUGAACUUCAACAAGAACUCAAACAAGUGAUGGAAGAACGAGUAGCAUUAGAACUUCAACUGGAGCAUCUUAAACCUUUUAAUCAAUGAUUCUGAUCCAGUCAUGUGACCUGUUUCAAAGGUUCACACAUCCUAGUUCUUCUGACUAUGUGAUUCCUGCUUAGAAUUUUUUUCCAAUUGCAAUACAAAAUACUUCACUGAAAGAUAAUCUACCCAAAAAAUAAACCCAGGCUGUGUGACCUUUAUAAGGUCACAGAGAUGGAAUAUACAACUGAUGAUUGGCUUAUAACUGGUAAAACAUUUGUUGCCAUGACACCAGUCUUUGUUACUGUUAAAAAGUAAACAUACAAGAUAUGAUUUAGUGCAUGUUAAAUUAUGAUCAAUUAUGGAGCAUAAUGACUCAUAUUAAGCUCCCAAUAUUUUAUGCUUACUAUCUACAUUAACUCAUUGUACUGCAGUGUUCUUUUUGAAAUAUUGACUUUGCAUGAACUUCUAAUUAUAAGUAAUUUAUGCUUCCUGUGUUACGUAGAAAGCAAAUUGAUAAUACCAAACUUUUAAGUUCCAAUGAAGCAGCUGCAAACAGUAAAUUGAAAGCGUUCUAUCUAGGCAUAUUUUAGUUAAACAUUCAUGUUCAUCGUAGUAUAGGGCAUUAUUGUAAAACUACUUUAAUAUCUGCGAUACUAUUUUACAGAAUUACAUAUUUACAAUCAAUUAAGACUGUGCCAUUUGAUUUAUACAAUAGAUUUGUAAACUCACAUUGGGAGAAGGUGGUACUAUGGAAGCACACGGACUGUGAUUAAUUGUUGACAUUAACCCACCACAGCAUCAAAAUGGUUCAUUUCUACUGACAUUUAUAAUGGCAUUUCUUCUCCCAGUACAUGCAGUAAAAAUUAUCCAGGAUACUGGAUAUGUACAUAUAUAUUGCUAGUACAUGUAGAUGUCUUACUCCUGGGGACAAUGACAAUGGUAGAAUGCAAGCUAGUUAUGCAAAGCGUUUGAGUCCUCUGUUUUAUUGAAUAUUUUCCCCAUAUAUUGCCUUACUGUAGUAGUUAAUAGUUAUAUCUGUCAACCAAAGCUUAUUCCCAUCACAUCUUUAACUGGUCAAUGUAAACUUUUCCUUUCCUUUCAUACACUGAACAUGUAUGAAAUAUUGAUUAGCUAUUGGAAAUUAUAUUCAUCUGGUCCAAUGUUAACAAAUUAUAGAAAAAACACUUAAAAAAUACCAAAUGUUGCACCAAAGUAAAUGCAUAAACAACAGUAUUCUUGGAUGACAUCUACAUCCCAGAUACGUUGGCAUUCAUAUUGCAAUUCAUUGAGUCUGAACCAAAUAUUGACCCUGAAUCAAAUAUUGACCCUGAACCAAAUAUUGACCCUGAAUCAAAUAUUGACCCUGAAGUAUGAGGAAAUGCAUUUUGCAGUGCUUUGUAUAAAUUAUAUA